Messenger RNA from Macrosiphum euphorbiae (potato aphid), 1614 nucleotides. The record is from the annotation of a GenBank genome assembly. Lineage: Eukaryota; Metazoa; Arthropoda; Insecta; Hemiptera; Aphididae.
AUGCAUUAUGGUGAUAUUAUUGCAUCAGACGUAGAUAUUGCAAAUCUAUUUGCACUUCUUUUCAAUUCCGUUUAUAAAUCACCGUUACCCCCCCCCCCCCCACAUUGGAAUGCUGAAAAUAUUGGCAUUAAACCAUUUACAUUUCUGCCUUCUAGACUUACUAUUGAACUUGUUGAGGUAGAAGAAAAUUUACUAUCCCUGAGAACAACUAAGAGUCGUGGGCCUGAUGGUAUAUCAGCUCAAUUUUUAUUUAGUAUUAGGGCACAGUUAAAAUAUCCUCUAUUGUGUUUAUUUAACCUCUCAUUAGCCGAAGGUAUAUUUUCAUCAAUAUGGAAAACGAGCCAGGUAACACCUAUUUACAAAUCAGGAGACCCAGGGUCAGUAUCUAAUUAUCGUCCAAUUUCUGGUUUACCUCUAAUUGGUAAAUUAUUCGAAAAGAUUGUUAAUAAAUGUAUUGAACGUAGAUUUAAACUAGUUUUAUCAACAAAUCAACAUGGGUUUUAUGGCGGUCGUUCCACAACAACUAGUGCCUUAGAAUUCUCUGCGUUUAUCAGGGAUAGCUUCAAAAAUAUGAGUCAAGUUGAUGUGAUAUUCACUGAUAUUUCUAAAGCUUUCGACUCCAUAAACCAUAUUGUGUUAAUUGAUAUUCUGGAUAGAUUGGGUAUAGGUGAACCUCUGCUAUCCUGGUUCAAAUCCUAUAUAACCGGUCGACGACAAUUUGUAUCCUUAUUUAAUCAAAAAUCCGCGGAAUAUUUAGUCACUUCCGGAGUCCCACAAGGUGGGCACUUGUCUCCACUUUUAUUUAAUAUUCUAAUAAAUACUUUAUGCGAAUCUGUUGACAGCAAAAUGCUAUUAUUUGCGGAUGAUGUAAAAUUAUAUAAUUGGGUUCAAUCUGAGAGUGAUGCUAUUUUGUUACAAGAAUCGUUGAAUAAGUUAGUCCAUUGGUGUAAUACAGUUGGGUUAGAGCUGGCUAUCCAUAAAUGUAAAGUUAUGUCUUUUUCGAGACGUCACUCAAUUAUUCAAUAUGAUUACUCUAUUGAUAACGUGAUGUUACAGCGAAUAAACCAAGUUGAAGAUUUAGGUUUUAUUUUUACUCCAAUGUUAUCGUUUGCACCUCAUAUUGACUGGAUAGUAGGCAAAGCAUUGCGAUCAUUAGGGUUUAUUAGGCGACGUGCAGGGUCGGUCAUGUCUGUAAAAUGUUUGUUAAUAUUAUAUGCUACUCUAGUUAGAUCAAUUGUAGAGUAUGGAUCUGUGGUAUGGUCUCCGAGGACCAAAUGUGAUAUUAUUCGAAUUGAACGUGUUCAGCAUCGUUUAUUAAGCAUGGUUUCUCGAUCUAUGGGCAUUAAUCAUGAACCCCAUGACUAUAAACCCGUCUUAAUAGCACUCAAUUUAUCCACCCUAAGCGAAAGAAGAAAUAUGAGUGAUAUUAAACUUUUAAAUAGUUUAGUCUCUGGUGUAAUUGACUCACCAGACUUGUUAUCUAGAAUAGGUUUUCGCAUUCCAGGUACAACCCGUUCUCGUGACCCCUACUACCUUGCUUCAGUGUCAAAAAAUUAUUUGGAUGAUGAUCCUUUAAGGAGAGCUAUGUCUUUAGUUAAUAGUCAAACUAGUUAA